UGCCGGAAGAGCAGUGUAGUUUUAUUCCGCAACGUGUUACGUUCAGACUAUUGUACUUAGCAACCGCUAAUCGUACAUAUUUCACUGCAUCGUGUUUUGUAUUCGCGCUCUUCUACCGAAUCUGUGAAUGUUUACAUUUUUCGCCCGCUUGCACUCGAGAAGAGUUUGUGCAUCGUGAUAGUGUUUACAUCUACUUAGGACGCUGUGAUACUAUCUGUUCAGGGUAGACGGCAAAGAGCGAGACUUAGAUAAAAAUGACCGGUGCUAUUGACAUUCUGCUGAAAGUCCGUGGACACCAACGUGUCCCAUCAGACACCAAGGAAUUCCACGAGGCUACCAAGCGCGAUGCGUUGAUUCGUUUGCGCAAGGAUCUGGACAAUCUGCUCCAGACUGCCGACGAUGUCAGGAAGUCAAUUCUGCAGAAAGAAAUGUGCGGGUUCGAAGCACUCUUUCAUCGGUUCUUGCAGGAAGAUGGUCCCUCGGUCGAGUGGGACCGUAUCCAAAAGCUACCGGAAGAUGCUGUAAAAGAUUACUCCAGUCUCAAAACUCCACAAGAAUCGGAGAUUUGCAAAAUGCUGAAUAGACUGGUCGUCGUAAAACUGAAUGGUGGUUUGGGUACUUCCAUGGGUUGCCACGGACCCAAGAGUGUAAUCCCUGUUCGUAACGAUCUAACAUUCCUCGAUUUAACCGUGCAGCAAAUAGAGCAUUUGAACAAAAAAUAUGGAGCCAACGUACCACUGGUGUUGAUGAAUUCCUUCAAUACCGACGAGGAUACGGAAAAGGUCAUUCGCAAGUACAAGGGGUUCCAGGUUCAGAUCUACACAUUCAAUCAAAGCUGUUAUCCUCGCGUCAGCCGCGAUUCACUGCUGCCAGUUGCCAAGGAUUUCAAUAUUGAAAACGAUAUCGAAGCGUGGUAUCCACCAGGUCACGGUGAUUUCUACCAAUCGUUCCAGAACUCUGGAUUGCUGAAAAAGUUCCUAGAUGAAGGACGUGAAUACCUCUUCCUGUCCAAUAUCGACAAUUUAGGUGCAACGGUCGAUAUUAAUAUUUUGAAUCGAUUGCUGGGCGACGACCGCCAAGGGAACAAACCAAUAGAAUUCGUCAUGGAGGUCACCGAUAAAACACGCGCUGACGUCAAGGGUGGUACUCUGAUUCAAUACGAAAAUAAGCUACGAUUGCUGGAAAUUGCUCAGGUUCCCAAGGAACAUGUGGACGACUUCAAGUCGGUAAAAACGUUCAAGUUUUUCAACACAAACAACAUUUGGGCACGCCUGGAGUCGAUUGAACGAGUUUUGGAUGCACGCACAAUGAACAUGGAAAUUAUCGUUAAUAACAAAACUUUGGACAACGGCAUGCGAGUAAUUCAGCUCGAAACCGCUGUUGGUGCAGCUAUGAAAUGUUUCGACGAUGGAAUUGGCAUCAAUGUACCUCGAUCGCGUUUCUUGCCCGUUAAGAAAACUUCCGAUUUGCUGUUGGUUAUGUCUAAUCUGUACAGCCUGAAGUAUGGAUCGCUAGUUAUGUCGCCGCAACGUAUGUUCCCUACUACACCGUUGGUGAAGUUGGGAGACAAUCAUUUUAGCAAGGUUAAAGAAUUUCUUGGACGAUUCGCCAAUAUUCCUGAUUUAAUCGAACUGGAUCAUUUGACUGUGUCUGGAGACGUGACGUUCGGUCGCGGCGUUUCACUACGCGGUACUGUCAUUAUCAUUGCCAAUCAUGGUGAUCGUAUAGAUAUUCCUGCGGGAGCUAUUCUUGAGAACAAAAUUGUGUCCGGUAAUAUGCGUAUUCUUGAUCACUAGUGGGUCAUUUGCAUGCCAUUCGCAAUCAUUUUUAGACGCAUACUCAGGAGUGUUUGCAUAAAAGCGCACCUUAUACAAAGGCAUAGAAAGUUGAUAUACUUCUGAUAGAAAUUGUGCCCCAGUGAAGCAAUAACAAGUGCAAAAGUUA
Molecule: messenger RNA, 1944 nt
Organism: Ochlerotatus camptorhynchus
Lineage: Eukaryota; Metazoa; Arthropoda; Insecta; Diptera; Culicidae
Gene: UGP
Product: UDP-glucose pyrophosphorylase
Exons: 3
Coding region: 255-1796 (513 amino acids)
Biological process (GO): glycogen metabolic process; UDP-alpha-D-glucose metabolic process
Cellular component (GO): cytoplasm
Molecular function (GO): UTP:glucose-1-phosphate uridylyltransferase activity
Source: RefSeq, a predicted model, not a curated record